Messenger RNA from Hippocampus comes (tiger tail seahorse), 2062 nucleotides. RefSeq names its product beta-carotene 15, 15-dioxygenase 2, like (gene bco2l). Gene Ontology annotation, biological process: retinal metabolic process; carotene catabolic process. The record is from RefSeq and is a predicted model, not a curated record. Gene Ontology annotation, cellular component: mitochondrion. Gene Ontology annotation, molecular function: beta-carotene 15,15'-dioxygenase activity; carotenoid dioxygenase activity. Lineage: Eukaryota; Metazoa; Chordata; Actinopteri; Syngnathiformes; Syngnathidae. Bases 80 to 1738 code for a protein of 552 amino acids. The transcript is spliced from 12 exons.
AAAGGCUCUCCUCUUCAGAGUGUCUGUAAUAAAAGUGCAGCGUGAAGUCUCAUUUGAUUUGCACAGCAACAGGCCAAGCAUGUCCGAGACCACAGAGCCACAGCCAAUGUCCAGCAGGCAGAGAUGCCCCCAGGCCAAAGGUUUGGAGAGUGUGGCCCCGCUGGUGAACUCUGUCGAGGAAAUCCCUGAUCCCAUUCCCACCACCAUCAAGGGAACUGUCCCAACAUGGAUCAACGGGAGCUUCUUGAGGAAUGGCCCAGGGAAGUUUGAAUUUGGCCAAGACAGAUACACCCACUGGUUUGACGGCAUGGCCAUGAUGCACAGAUUUCACAUCAGUGAGGGCAAUGUGACGUACAGCAGCCGCUUCCUGAGAAGUGACUCGUACACGCGCAACUCUGAGAUGAACCGCAUCGUGGUGUCAGAAUUUGGAACGCUGGCCAUGCCGGAUCCCUGCAAGAACAUCUUUGCGCGAUUCUUCUCACGUUUCCAGAUCCCAAAGGCCACUGACAACGCAAAUGUGCAUUUUGUCAAGUACAAGGGAGACUAUUUCGUCAGCACGGAAACCAACUACAUGAGGAGAAUUGAUCCUCAAACUCUGGAAACGAAAGAAAAGGUGGACUGGAGCCAGUAUGUUGCUAUCAAUGCAGCCACGGCUCACCCACAUUAUGACCGCCAAGGGGCCACGUACAACAUGGGCAACUCUUACGGGAAAGGAGGUUUCUUCUACAACAUCAUCCGCGUGCCCCCACCCGAGGAGACGGGGGUGAGCGAGGACUGCGCAGAUCUGUACGGAGCCAAAGUCCUCUGCUCCAUCCGAGCGAGCGAACCCAGAAAACCCUCCUACUAUCACAGCUUCGUCAUGUCAGAGAACUACAUUGUGUUUGUGGAGCAGCCCAUUAAAUUGGAUCUCCUCAAGUUCAUGCUGUACCGCAUCCAAGGAAAAAGUUUUCACAAAGUCAUGAGCUGGGAGCCCCGCUACGACACCAUCUUCCACCUGGUCGACCGGCACACCGGGAAAGAGAGUGAAGUGAAGUACCGUGCAGCUGCCAUGUUCACGCUGCAUCAGAUCAACGCCUUUGAGGACAACGGCCUACUGGUUAUGGACAUGUGCUGCGGGGAUGACGGCGAAGUCAUCGGAGACUUCACCUUGGAGAACCUCCGCAGAGGCCCAGGAGAGGAGAUGGACAAGUUUUACAACUCACUGUGCAGAAACCUGCCAAGGAGGUACGUUCUGCCGUUACAUGUCGACAAAUCAACACCCCUGGACCAGAACCUUGUCACCUCGCAAAACUACAAAGCCACAGCCAAAAUGACCAAACCUGGAGAGGUUUACCUGACCCACGAGGAACUUCACGAUGACGAACUGCUGAAAUACGGUGGCCUCGAGUUCCCUCAGAUCAACUACGAGCGCUGCAACGGAAGACCUUAUCGCUACUUCUACUCGUGUGGUUUUGGACAUGUCUUCAGUGACUCCCUGCUCAAAAUGGACGUUCACACCAAGGAGCUUAAGGUGUGGCGCUAUCCUGGCUUGUUCCCGUCUGAGCCUGUUUUCGUUGCUUCGCCCGAGGCGACCGAGGAAGAUGAUGGCGUUGUGUUGUCAGUCAUUAUCACGCCACGAGAAGACAAAAGUACGUUCCUUCUCGUUUUGGAUGCUAAGACCUUCAAUGAACUGGGCAGAGCAGAGGUCCCUGUCAAUAUUCCAUACGGUACCCACGGUGUCUUCAAUCUCAUGGGUUAGAAGUUCCACUGGUACGGGACCCGUCAACCCGGCCACAAACGACUUGCCUGUGACAAUAAUGAACUCUUGAACUGAACAAUAGCAAAAAAAAUAAGUGCUUGAAUACUGUUUAUGGAAUCCACUGAUUGGAAUAGGUCCGGUCCACAAAAUCAUGUGGUAAGAAUGUUCUCCUGGCAAUUAUAAGAAUGGCGGUCUUUGGAAGCAAACUUGUCCCAAAGUGCAUUUCGAUCUGACCCAAAUGGAAGUCUUUGAAGGACAAAUCCUUUUCAGAAUUGCGUAAACAAAUGUCAGCAGAAGACAAUAAAAUGAAAUCUGUUUAAAUCU